GUUGUGCGCUUCAGAAGAAUUGAUGCGCAGAGAUGGCGAUCUUGUUGACACUUGCCCUGUUCUUAGGUUUGGCCGCCGUGGCAACCUCCCUCCAAUGUUACACCUGCCACAGUUACAACCAAAAAUGCACACUGAACGCCACCGGCUGUAAUGCCACCCUGCACCAGACCUGCGGCAGUUACACUAUCCGUGAGAAAGGCCGAAGCCACGACCACGAGUACAUCGUAAACGGAUGUGGGCACUGCCUGGGUCUCAUUACCUUCAAUAGUGGCCCCUACUCGGCCUUCCUGCACGCUACCUGCUGUAACUCGGACCUGUGCAACGAUCAAGUGGAACCAGAGAAAGAGAACAAGGUCCCGAACGGCCUGGAGUGCGAGGGCUGCUUCGCGUUAACGGAGGCAGGUUGUAACCGCUCUAUGGCCGCGGUGAAAUGCUACGGGCAACAGGACCGGUGUAUUCAUACGUCGGGCAACCUGCACUGGUUGGACAGCACUACUUUCGUCUUCAAGGGCUGCACGUCCCACUAUGUCUGCCACAACAAUAACUCGCUGUCCAUCUUCGGCAUGGAGCCCAAUACUGGCUUCUACUGCUGCCAGGGUGACCGGUGUAACCUGGAGUUUCGGAACCUGACACGGGACAGCACAAUGACGCUGAACUCCGUCAAUGCAGCCACUUCCCUUGGCACCCAGAGUUUCCUACUCAUCACUCAACUGCUGAUAUUGAGAAUCUCUGAACUCUAGGAUGCGA
Mobula hypostoma (lesser devil ray) is the source of this 747-nucleotide messenger RNA. Its product is annotated as urokinase plasminogen activator surface receptor-like. The record is from RefSeq and is a predicted model, not a curated record. Lineage: Eukaryota; Metazoa; Chordata; Chondrichthyes; Myliobatiformes; Myliobatidae. The transcript is spliced from 5 exons. The coding region runs from base 33 to 740 and encodes 235 amino acids.